This is a messenger RNA of Nicotiana attenuata, 756 nucleotides long. Its product is annotated as BES1/BZR1 homolog protein 2-like. Lineage: Eukaryota; Viridiplantae; Streptophyta; Magnoliopsida; Solanales; Solanaceae. The record is from RefSeq and is a predicted model, not a curated record. The transcript has 2 exons. Gene Ontology annotation, molecular function: DNA-binding transcription factor activity. Gene Ontology annotation, biological process: brassinosteroid mediated signaling pathway; DNA-templated transcription. The coding region runs from base 1 to 756 and encodes 251 amino acids.
AUGGCUUUAGAAACACAUAAACUUGUACCUGGCUGCAAGCCUCCACCGAAUGAGGUAACUGGUGCUUCGACGAAUAUCAGUGCAUGUUCUUCAGUUCAGCUUAGCCCCAUGUCAUCUUCCUUCCCCAGUCCCGCACCUUCUUAUCAUGUCAGUCCUACAGCAUCCUCAUUUCCAAGUCCCUCUCGCUGUGAGGGAAAUCCACCACCAUAUAUCCUCCCUUUUAUCCAUAAUUCAGCUGCCAUUCCGUCUUGUCUGCCUCAUCCUCAUAUAUCUAGCAGUGCUCCUGUCACCCCACCUCUUUCUUCUCCUACUCGGAGAUCAAAGCCGAAACCUGUAUUGGAAUCUCUAUCAGCUAGUGCAUUGCGUUCUUUCUGUCAUCCAAUUUUCGCUGUUUCUGCACCGUCAAGUCCUACCCGUCGCCAACAUUCUAAACCUGCUACCAUUCCAGAAUGUGACGAGUCUGAUGCCUCCCCAGUUGAGUUUGCUCAUCGGGUUAGCUCCAAGAUAGUGGCACCUUCAGCAGCUCAAACUUCGCCUACUUUUAACCUUGUUAGACCCAUUUUUCAGCAGAAUGUCCUCCUAGAUGCCUUGAAAGGGCGUGGGGAGUUUGGUUGUGGAGAAUCAGCUCAAAGGGGACAUGGCUCUGAGUUUGAUUUUGGAAGUGGAAAAGUUAUGGCAUGGGAAGGCGAGAGAAUACAUGAAAUUGCGGUGGAUGAUCUAGAGCUCACUCUUGGGAGCAGAAAAGCAGGUCCUUGA